Messenger RNA from Gigantopelta aegis, 2251 nucleotides. RefSeq lists its product as uncharacterized. The record is from RefSeq and is a predicted model, not a curated record. NCBI's taxonomy places the organism in Eukaryota, Metazoa, Mollusca, Gastropoda, Neomphalida, Peltospiridae. The transcript has 2 exons. The coding region runs from base 173 to 1273 and encodes 366 amino acids.
GAUUUCCCGUGGGCUGUUAUAUCUGUACGUGUUAGAUAUCGUCUCGUUACGGGAAAGAAAAGGAAUAUUAAUUCUGUUUAACUUCAGCGUAUUUUAAACCACGGCUAUUUGAACUGAUAUACUUCAACGCUUGUGUGGAACCAGCUAGUUUUCUCCAUUGGUCAUCGUCGUCAUGACGUCAGCAGCAAUGCUGCCUUCUGCUGUACCAUUCAGUCAGCACAAAGCACGAAUCGCGAACACUCGCUGCGGAAUGGGAUUCAGCUACGGAACCGCCGUGAAGAACACUGUGAGACACAUGGUUAGCAAUCUGGAAAAUGUGAUAACAAAUCUGCAGGGAAUUGUGGGAGAUCUUCACAUUCUCGUCAAACAGAUUGAUGUCGUCACGAACAAAAUGGACACUUAUAACGGCACUCAGUGGACAAGACCUUCCAGUACCAUACACAAAAAGAAAACAACCAAAAUCGCGAAAAAGAAUAACCCUGUUAAACAGGAAACCAAGAACGAAAACUCCGUUUUUAACUGGCAGGAGAUGGCGGAGACACGCGCAGAGCAAGGGCCUUCGCCGGACAUAGACUGGUCCUAUCUGUCGUUAACCAACAAUAACAGUGACGAUAUGAAAGUGAGACAGACGAGUUCUCCCAAAGUGACGUCACGUCCCCCCUGUAUGAUGAGGAGAAUACGAGAGCCCAAUCCGUAUUUAAGUUCCUGUGGCGCCAGUUCUGAAUGUGAUAACGAUACAGACGAGGGUCGGGUGACUAAAGAAUCGAAGGUGCGCGCGUGCUGUGAUUUCGUCCUCGGCUCGCUGGAGUAUGAGACCCACUCUGUCGAGACUAGCAACGAGGACCUGAACAAUCCGACCCCUGUUGUUCCUGUACACGUCUUCUGUGAGGAGGUUGUGGGGAGCAAUACGAAAGGUGCGUACUGCGGCAUGUACGAGUCGGCUAUGGAAUCCAAACUGGAAAUUCUUUCUGAGUGCGACGAAGAUGACGACGACGAUGAUGAUGAUGAUGACCUUAGCUUGAACAGACAAUCAGACAUCGAGGACGACCGGCCGUCGAUUAAGUCGUGUGACUUCAAGGCGGACUACAAUCGUUGUGUGAAUCCGUGGACAUCAUUUAACUUGGUGCACUUGGACUCGUCGACUCAUGAUUCUGACGACUUCGUGUCAGACUGCGCCUCAGACAUCCUCAACGAAAAUUACAUCGAUAGUUCGUCCGUAAAUUCUGGAUACGAAAAUAUUGUCCUAACUUUACCACAUCAUGUAUGCUUCUAGGAGUGGGCGAUAAAUAUGGUUACGAAAACAUUGUUCUCGCUCUACUACCAGAUACAAAAAUAUUUAUCACACCAUGUAGAUCAUCUUUGUUUAGAACAAGCUUGUCUGCAAAUUCUGGAUACAAAAAUACUGUCCUAACUUUACCACAUCAUGUAUGCUUUUGAGGAGUAGGCGAUAAAUAUGGAUACGAAACCAUUGUCCACACUCUACAAGAUACGAAAACACUGUCCAAGCUCUACCACAUCAUGAAGACACUCUACUUUUCUAGUUCGUCCGUGAAUUCUGGAUACAAAAAUACUGUCCUAACUUUACAUCAUGUAUGUUUCCAAGGAGUAGGCAAUAAAUAUGGAUACGAAACCAUUGUCCACACUCUACUACCAGAUACGAAAAUAUUGCUCUAAUUCUACCACAUCAUGUAGAUCCUCUAUGUUUCUAGUUCGUCCGUAAAUUCUGGAUAUGAAAAUAUUAUCCUAAUUUUAUCACAUCAUGUAUGAUUCUGAGUUGGCGAUAAAUAUGGAUAAGAAAACAUUGUCCAAAUCUACUACCGGAUAUGAAGACAUUGUCCUAACUCUACACAUCGUGUAGUACCCUUUCUAGUUCGUGUGUGAUCUGGAUACGAAAACAUUGUGCUAACUUUACCACAUGUAUGUUUCUAAAUCAUUUCUAACACAAAAACUACUGUCCUAAAUCUACCACACGAAAUGUUUCUAGAAGUGGGUGAAAACUGAAAACGAAAACCAUGUAUUGGGUUAAUUGUAACUCAGGAUAUGAAAGCCCUGUGCCAACUUCUUCAUAUCAUGUAUGUUUUGUUGGCGUGGAAAAAACAUAUUUUCAUACGAAAUUACUGUCCUAACACGAUCACAUCAUGUAUGUUUGUAGGAGUGAACAAUUCCGGAUACAAAAAAACAUUGUCCUAACUGUACUGCAAUAUAUAUACAACGAUAGAAGUAUUUGAGAUAAAAUUAACUUGUCAUCAUG